AACUUCCACAAACUUCCAUUCCUAUCCCUUCUAACAAUAAGAUGGAGCUACCGUGAAGGGGCCGAGGUCUACCGUGGUGAUGACAUCUGCAAAAAGAAGUCCAUUCAAUUGCUCGAAGAGCUCAGCCUCCCCAAGGACCUGUUACCCCUUGUCGACAUCGAGGAGUUUGGCUACAACCGUGCUGCAGGAUUCAUGUGGCUGAUCCAGAAAAAGAAGAAGGAGCAUACAUUUAAGAAGAUCAAGCAGACGGUAUCGUAUGCUACCGAGGUGACGGCUUUCGUGGAGCACCACAAGAUGAAGAAGAUAACAGGGGUGAAGACGAAGGAGCUGUUGUUGUGGCUUUCUGUUGUUGAGGUGUAUAUUGAUGAUCCCUCGUCAGAGAAGAUCACUUUCAAGACUGGCACUGGACUGUCUGACAGCUUUCCGGUAUCUGCCUUCGAGCUCGAGUAGUCUGAGAGAGGGAAGAGGGUGGCGAGACUAGAGCUUGGUUGUUGCUCCUCUCUGAGCUGGAGAAUAAGAUUCAAGAAUACUCUUGGUCUGUUGAGAACAUUGCUAAGACUUCAGUUUCUCAUUUAUUGUUUAGUUAAUAUAUAGUUGUUGCUGUGUCAAAUAAAAGUUCAAUUAAUGGUCGUAUGGUGAUAUAUGUUUUCAGUAAGUCAUAUUGCUCAUUCAAAUUAAUGCUAUUUGAGUACUUUGGAUCUAUC
Molecule: messenger RNA, 704 nt
Organism: Elaeis guineensis (African oil palm)
Lineage: Eukaryota; Viridiplantae; Streptophyta; Magnoliopsida; Arecales; Arecaceae
Source: RefSeq, a predicted model, not a curated record